Messenger RNA from Batrachochytrium dendrobatidis JAM81, 1323 nucleotides. RefSeq lists its product as uncharacterized. The record is from RefSeq and is a predicted model, not a curated record. The transcript is spliced from 7 exons. Bases 1 to 1323 code for a protein of 440 amino acids. NCBI's taxonomy places the organism in Eukaryota, Fungi, Chytridiomycota, Chytridiomycetes, Rhizophydiales.
AUGUCUCCAUUGAGAUGUAUCACACAAGCCUUGUAUCAUUUUCCACCAGUAAGACAAGUUAUUUUUGAAGCCGGUUUAUUUGACUCGUGGGGUGCAGUAUCUGAUCAAUACGAUCCAGCUCUUGAUAAAACGUCUGCGUGUAGCUUACUGAUGGAAGUGGAAAAGCUAUUCUCUGGGUUGGCGCUAUCCAAGCGAUCAUUCAAAAGCUCUCUAUGUGUUGAAAAGGCAUUCAUUGCAUAUCGUCGUCUUAUGAAUCUAGAACUUUCCAAGGAUAUCUCGGACACAUGGGCAUACUUUUUACAUGCAUUGGGGGCCGAAGUACAUUCACUUCGACGCAUGACCCAUAUCCAAGUGCAUCAAGACGAACCUACUCAAACAGGAGAGAGUCUUACUCCAUGCAUUAAUGUUCACCCUGAGCUGGAUCUCUACACAUCACUAGACAAGGUACUGGGACUAUCUCCCAAUCCGAGUGUGGUGCGUGCGUAUAUAUUUUCUCGUGAUGAAAUGAUCAACUCUGGACGGAUUAUGUCACUCAAUUUCCGCUCUCCAGCUGAAAAUCAGUCAGAGUGUGUCACUGCACACACAAGGCUAUUUAUUGAUAGAUAUCUUGGUCGAAAUUUUGAUUUUGUAUCUGGAUUAGUGCGUCAGCGUGUUUCUUAUGCUUUGGAAUUGGAAUCGUGUCGUCAUCAACUGGACAAGUACAGUCAGAACGAGCUUGACAUUAUCAAGAUAACAGUCGAGUUUUUAAAAAGUCAAUCUGAUUUGGGAUCUGAAGAGCUGAUUGCCAAUAUGGAGGGGAUACAUGAAUCCAUACUUCAAACAGUUUUAAAGUUGCAAUCCAAAAUCAAAGUUCUUGAAAAUAAUAUUGCCAAUGUAUUUAAUAUUCCCGAACUUCAACGAGUGCCAUUCGACAUUUAUGCAAUUUUUGUGUUGGAUAACUCCAAGACAGUCGUGUAUAUUCGAAGAUUUUUAACCAAAACAUGCUUGGAGACCAACCCAGAUUCAUGCAAUACCACAUGGACUCGAUUUGCUGAUGCUGAUACAACCUUGGUUUCAAAUGAGCAUAUUCAUACACUGAAGAACAUUACUGCAAUUUGGUACACCUAUGGAGUGGCUUAUACGGACGACAUUAAUGAAACGAGUUCAGUAGUACCAGAAUCACUCAAGUCUUUUGUACAGAUUGACAAUAAUGCAUUUGAUGUCGAACUACAAGAAUGGACUCGAUCACAUGAAACAUCAUUUGUUAGUUUAAACCCAACAAUUCGAACAGGGCGUGAGUCUAACCCUAAAUUGGCAGACAUAUCUACAUUAAUGGAUGAAUGA